AUGUCGCUUCUACCAAUCAACAUCAGCGGUAAACUGAACGAUGAAAGGCCCGGGUUUUCCAGGCCUCAGAAGGCCUCGCUGGUUAAAACGCUAAUCGUUCUUGCUGUGACGGCGGCCGUUAUUGCCAAUACGCUUUGGAAGAUUCCUAAUAUCGCCCACAGCCUUCGUGCUACCUGUCAUGGAGCCCCCGCAGCCCAUAUUUGCAGCCGCUUCAACACCCUGGAUGACAGAGCACGCUGCAUUCUGUCCAGCACGCCGCUCAUAGACGGUCACGUUGACUUCCCUGUUCAGCUUCGAGCCCGAUACGGCAACCAUAUCGAGGCCCUUGCGUUCCGAGAGGCGUUCGAAAACGGCACAUUGCCGGGGCAUGUAGACCUGCACCGUCUGCGGCAAGGUCUCUCAGGCGGUGCAUUUUGGAGUGUCUAUGCACCAUGUCCCGAAGAUGGCAGCGACUUCUCGGAUCAAAACUACGCUGCCAGCGUUCAGUUCACCCUCAAUCAGAUUGAUGUCACGAACAGGCUGCAGAAGCUUUAUCCCAAAGAUUUCUCCCAAGCGGUUGACAGCAGGACGGCCUUGGCGGCCUUUCAGCAGGGCAAGCUUAUUUCACCGCUUGGUGUCGAAGGGCUGCACCAGAUCGGAAACAAAGUGGCCAAUCUUAGGCUGUUCCAUGACCUCGGUGCUCGCUAUGCUACCCUCACGCACAACUGUCACAACAAGUUUGCUGAUGCUGCGCUUUUGGAACGGCCGAUGCGAAAGGCAGAGCCAAAAUGGCAUGGCCUCAGCCCAACUGGACGAAUUCUAGUUCACGAGAUGAACAGAAUGGGAAUGAUCGUCGAUCUCGCGCAUGUGAGCGACGAUACAAUGCGCGAUGUGUUGGGUGGUAACGAGGGUUGGGAAGGUUCCAAGGCGCCAGUGAUUCAUUCGCACAGCUCCGCGUACAGCAUAUGCCCGCAUCCACGAAACGUGAAUGAUGAGAUUCUGCAGCUCGUCAAGAGACGCAACUCGUUGGUUAUGGUCAAUAUUGCGCCCGAGUUCAUAUCCUGCGUUGACAAUGGGAACGAGAGCGGCCUUCCAGAUACGGUUCCGGAAGAAGCGACACUAAAGCAAGUGGCGCGCCACAUCUUGCAUAUUGGCAACCUCAUUGGCUUUGAUCAUGUCGGUGUUGGAACAGACUUUGACGGCAUUGGGUCAACACCAGAUGGUUUCGCCGAUGUGAGCAAGUAUCCCGACCUCAUUGCCGAGCUGCUCAAAAAUGGAGUCGACGAUUCAGAUGCAGCAAAGAUUGUUGGUGGCAACCUAUUGCGGGUGUGGGCUGAUGUUGACGCUGUCGCGGCGGAGCUUCAGGCGGCUGGUGCGCCGGCCAUGGAGGACGACUUUUGA
Messenger RNA from Cordyceps fumosorosea ARSEF 2679, 1380 nucleotides. Its product is annotated as dipeptidase. Gene Ontology annotation, biological process: proteolysis. The coding region runs from base 1 to 1380 and encodes 459 amino acids. The record is from RefSeq and is a predicted model, not a curated record. Gene Ontology annotation, molecular function: metallodipeptidase activity. The transcript is spliced from 4 exons. NCBI's taxonomy places the organism in Eukaryota, Fungi, Ascomycota, Sordariomycetes, Hypocreales, Cordycipitaceae.